AAACCAUGAAGGCCACAUUACUUGAUGCGGUUCACACACGUUUUUACCUUGUGGAAAAGGAACCCCUCUAUGCCGUGGCAACAAUGCUAGAUCCACGCUAUAAAGACAAGUUCUUCACCAAUGCUACCAACCUGGAUCAGGCAAAGGAAGCACUAAAGGUAGAGGUGAUGAAAAUGGACCAAGAACUGAAAACCAUGCCCUCUGGAGAAGGUGUAGCUGAGGCUGAGACAGCAAGACAAACAACAGGAAUGGAGGCUGGAAGCUCAACCAGCAGCCUGGGCAGCUUCUUUGACGAGAUACUGGAGGAGAGCUGCACAGCAGGUCCGUCUGAGGAGCAGCAGAUCACCCCAGGGGCACUGUUUCAGUUGGAGAGCUACCUCAGUGAGCCUCCACUUGGGCGCAAGAGCAAUCCUUUUCACUACUGGAGAGACAAUCAGGCUCGACUACCCACCCUGGCAGCAACAGCAGCCAAGUUCCUCAGUGCUCCUUGCACCAGCGUUGAGAGUGAGAGGCUUUUUAGCACAGUCUCACUCAUCAUUGAUGAACACAGGAGCAGGCUGACACCUGAGCAUCUUGAAAUGCUUGUCUUUGUAAAAAAGAAUUUCCCCAGCAUGCUCGGACUGCAGUCAGGGCAAACAGUUGAAGGGAGUGUGUAGAUGAAAAUGGAGCAACAAAGUGUGGAGGAGAUUGGGGAGUAGACGGCAUUUUUGUUUUUAAAUAGUUUACAGUAUUAUUUGCACUGAUUUUUAAAGCCUUGGUUUACACUUGUUCAAGAGAAGAGUACUGAUGCUGAGUUAAUAGACUAUAUUAUAGAUACAGAUAAGGUUGUUUAUGUGCUUUGCUUUUUUGAUACAGUUUACAGUCUUAUUUGCACUUUUUACUGACCACUGAUGCCAUUUCUGUUUUUUUAUUUAUAA
Neoarius graeffei (lesser salmon catfish) is the source of this 917-nucleotide messenger RNA. Its product is annotated as zinc finger BED domain-containing protein 4-like. Bases 6 to 656 code for a protein of 216 amino acids. Lineage: Eukaryota; Metazoa; Chordata; Actinopteri; Siluriformes; Ariidae. Gene Ontology annotation, molecular function: protein dimerization activity. The record is from RefSeq and is a predicted model, not a curated record. The transcript has 2 exons.